AUGACUCAGGUGCCUGCUGACUACCUGUCCACCACCAGCUCCUACAACUAUGAGCAGCCCCUUCCAGCCGUUGGUCGGACGAGUAAUAUCACCCACGUCCCCCCCGCCAAAAAGAUAACCUUCUUCAAGAGCGGGGAUCCUCAAUUUGGAGGGGUGAAGAUGGCCAUCAACCAGCGAAGCUUCAAGAGCUUCAAUGCGCUCAUGGAUGACCUCUCCCAUCGAGUCCCACUGCCAUUUGGGGUACGAACCAUCACCACCCCACGAGGAAUACAUUGCAUCAGUGAGCUAGACCAGCUGGAGGAUGGAGGAUGCUACCUUUGCUCUGACAAGAAAUAUGUCAAGCCUAUUAGCAUCAGCACUGCUGGACAGAGGCCAGCCCCUCCACGAAAUGGCCGUCCCUCCA
Molecule: messenger RNA, 403 nt
Organism: Tinamus guttatus (white-throated tinamou)
Lineage: Eukaryota; Metazoa; Chordata; Aves; Tinamiformes; Tinamidae
Source: RefSeq, a predicted model, not a curated record